GACCGACGAACAAAAACAAAAACAACUAAAAAUUACUUAAUUGGUGGAAAAUUUGAUAAACUCCAUAAUAAAAUGUUUGGUUGCAAUCCAAAGGAUUACGAUUUCAAAGUGGAACUGUCACGCGCCUUCAAUGGCAUUGGCACAGUUUACUUGGCCCAAUACUUGCCCAAUGGGCAGCAUAUCGCCGUAAAAAAGUAUCGCAUGGAUAAGGCCAGCAAAGAAGAAAGCAUCCUGGCUCGCGAUGAACUACUUAUCAUGCGUCAGUUCAAUCAUCCCAACAUACAUACUUUCCAUACAUCGUUUGUAUAUGGAAACGAACUCUUCCAGGUAACGCCAUUAAUGUGCUUUGGUAGCUGUAAGGACACAAUCGCCAACUGCUUUCGUGCAGGAUUUCCCGAAAUAUUUGUUGCUCUUAUAAUGCGUGAUGUUCUCACUGGUCUCGAAUAUCUGCAUCGACGUGGUUACAUUCAUCGCUCCAUUCGAGCCAGCCAUAUAUUGCUUAACCAAACGAAAGCUGUGUUGUGUGGCUUUCGUGAGUCCACCAGCAUUGUAGCGCAUGGUGAACGUAUCGGUGCAUUACAUAAGCUGGCUCCAUGCAGUGCACGUAGUCUUAAUUGGUUAGCACCAGAAGUGCUGGAACAGAAUAUAAUCGGCUACACGGAGAAAUCAGAUAUUUAUUCAGUUGGUAUAACAUGCUGCGAACUGGCGAAUGGAGUAGAGCCUUUCGCCGAUGCUCAACCGACAUUUAUGUUCACCGAAAAAGUGCGUGGUAAUGUGCCAACAUUAUUGGAUCGCUCGACAUGUCCGGCAAGUGAAGAGAUGAUUGAAAUAGUUGCUAGCACGGAUUCAGACUCAAUAAGGCAAGCACAGCAAAUCUACUGCCAACGAGUUUUCUCUGAUGAGUUUCAUCAGAUGACAGAAAUUUGUAUGGAAAAAAGACCGUCCAGCCGUUGGUCAGCACUGCAGCUGCUCAACCAUUCCUUCUUUAAACAAUGCCGACACACAAGCAUAUUGGACCAGUUACAACGUUUUGGCUUAGAGACGAAAGACUAUUCGCAAUUGCGAGACGAGAGUCUGGGUCUGUCCAGCGAUUUGAGCGAACUGAAUGUAAACAGUAAUGAUUGGGACUGGGACUUUUAAAUUAACUGGUUUCAGUUUAUUCGAGACAUCUUGUCGUGAGUGUUUAUAAGCGCAUGUACGUACAUAUGUGCACAAUUAUUAGUAGUUAUACAAUAUACAUAAAUUGCAUUUUUUAGUUUCAUAAUAAAUUUAAUUUUAUGUACUUACGCAACACCUCUAAGAGAGAAUACCAUAGACUAUCAAAUAAAACGUUUUUAAAUUUGGUAAAAAGACAAUGCAGAAAUAAA
Molecule: messenger RNA, 1367 nt
Organism: Rhagoletis zephyria (snowberry fruit fly)
Lineage: Eukaryota; Metazoa; Arthropoda; Insecta; Diptera; Tephritidae
Gene: Stlk
Product: Ste20-like kinase
Biological process (GO): activation of protein kinase activity; protein phosphorylation; protein export from nucleus
Cellular component (GO): serine/threonine protein kinase complex
Molecular function (GO): ATP binding; protein serine/threonine kinase activator activity; protein kinase activity
Source: RefSeq, a predicted model, not a curated record